This is a messenger RNA of Ficedula albicollis (Collared flycatcher), 993 nucleotides long. RefSeq lists its product as uncharacterized. Gene Ontology annotation, molecular function: immunoglobulin receptor binding; antigen binding. The record is from RefSeq and is a predicted model, not a curated record. Gene Ontology annotation, biological process: innate immune response; defense response to bacterium; B cell receptor signaling pathway. NCBI's taxonomy places the organism in Eukaryota, Metazoa, Chordata, Aves, Passeriformes, Muscicapidae. Gene Ontology annotation, cellular component: immunoglobulin complex, circulating; blood microparticle; external side of plasma membrane.
AUGAACAGCCUCAAGGACGAGGAUUCCGGCGCCUAUUUCUGCGCCAAAUGUUACAGCAGUGGUUGUGGUCCUGCUGGUGCUGGUGCUGUUGGUUUUGUUGACCAUGUUGGUUGUUGUUGCUUGCCCCCAUUUUUGGGUCUCCAGUGGGCCGCCGUGACCCUGCUGGAGGCAGGGUGGGACCUCCAGCCCCCCGGGGGGUCUCUGACUCUGCUCUGCCGCGCCUCCGGGUUCAAUUUCGGGAUUUAUGGAAUGAUGUGGAUCCGCCAGAGACCGGGGAAGGCGCUGGAAUGGGUCGCAGGGAUCAGAUAUAGUGGUGGCUACACCGCCGACGCACCAUCGGUCAAGGGCCGGUUCAGGAUCUCCAGGGACAACGGGCAGAGCUCGGUGACGCUGACCAUGAACAGCCUCAAGGACGAGGAUUCCGGCGCCUAUUUCUGCGCCAAAUGUUACAGCAGUGGUUGUGGUCCUGCUGGUGCUGGUGCUGUUGGUUUUGUUGACCAUGUUGGUUGUUGUUGCUUGCCCCCAUUUUUGGGUCUCCAGUGGGCCGCCGUGACCCUGCUGGAGGCAGGGUGGGACCUCCAGCCCCCCGGGGGGUCUCUGACUCUGCUCUGCCGCGCCUCCGGGUUCAAUUUCGGGAUUUAUGGAAUGAUGUGGAUCCGCCAGAGACCGGGGAAGGCGCUGGAAUGGGUCGCAGGGAUCAGAUAUAGUGGUGGCUACACCGCCGACGCACCAUCGGUCAAGGGCCGGUUCAGGAUCUCCAGGGACAACGGGCAGAGCUCGGUGACGCUGACCAUGAACAGCCUCAAGGACGAGGAUUCCGGCGCCUAUUUCUGUGCCAGAUGUUUCAACAAUGGUUGUGGUCCUGCUGGUGCUGGUAUUGCAGGAUUCUCACAUUCUACUCCUAAAUCCAAGCCCUGUGCCUCAAACUUUGGCAAUUCUGAUCCAAACUCCUGGAUCCUCUACCCAACUCUCGCCUCUUUCCUAUUUUUUUAA